CGGCAAUACAUUGGACAAAUGAAGACAUCGAGUCGUCUGUCCAGAUACACGACCAACUAGAUCCACAGGCGGCCAAACUUAACACAUGGCCCAUCCAUCCAUAACAGCCUACACUUUCAAUGCACAAGCCUCCCCCUCCUGGAUCUACUUAAGAAGCAAGCAGGCCCUCCAGCCGGCGCUUCGCCUCUGCCAACUGAAACACACACACACGCUCAAAUACAGCACCCUUGUGUGUAUGCCGCCACCCACAAUGUGCCUCACUGACCCUGUCGCUGUGUGUGGCCUUGAUGUAAGCCGUGUUGUCCCUCUUGCGGUGCUUGCUCCGGAGCGGCCGCCCCUUGUCAGCCGCCAUCCUGCUCGUCACCUUCACCUCACCCUCAUCGUCCAAGAACAUCAGCCUCUCACCAUCGCCACCAUCAUCACCACCGUGCCCAGUGUCACCGCGCCUCUCCGCCCGCUGCUUGUGGUGCUUGACCUUUCGUCUGGCGAUCUCUUGUGCGAUCUCUGGCGGCACCUCGGUCUCUGCUGUGGGACUGGCGCCUACACGCCUGGCGCGGGGCAGCUUGAUCUCGAAGGAAGUCGCAAAGUCGAAGGAAUCGUCAUUGGACGGACAACGGGCAUUGGGACCACCAGGCAGCUAGUGGAGAGAAAGCCAGAGAGGGCGUAUGUGUGUACGCGUGUGUGUGGGCUUCUCGCGUACGUCUGCGAGUCUCUCUUGGUCGAGCCCUUUGGCGGUGUCCUGGAUGAGCACUUUGAAGUUCUGACCAAGAGCAGCACCACAAAGACACAACACGAUCUCUUGAGUGUCUUGUGUGCUUCCCUCCCUCCCUCCCUCCCUGCCUAACAUUGCCCACCGACCUUCGGGUAGUUGUGUGUGACAAAGGGAAGGCGGACCACCUUGCCGGCCACCAGUUUGCGCGAGCACCGGCCGCUCAGCCACCGCAUCUUGGUGUGCUUCGGCGUGUCGCUCGGGACAUCCACCGGCACACGCACCAACACAUCCAGCCCAUGGCGCGCAUACUCGGGCUUGAUGAACCUGUAUAUAUUGGACACAAUACGAUCAGUGCGUUUGGCCAUGGUGCGCUUGUGGGUCCCUCCCCCACUGACCCCAUAGCGAUGCGUCGUUUGAGCACCGGGCUCCAGACGGCCGAGGUGACUUCGCCGAUGGGUCGCCUGUGUGGGUUAGAGAGGAUGCCGCAGCCGGCGAAUACGUGUCGGUCGGCGAGGAAGCCCACCCGCCGGUAGGUGGGCCCCUUGGCCAGCUGCACAAACAGCUUCUCCCAGCCGAACAUCAUGUGCCGACGCAUCUUGUCCUGGUCCAGCAGCCAAGUCAGCGACGCGUGCACGGGCGUGACCUGAGCGAGGAAGAAAAGAGGGGCUGGCUUGUGUGUCGCAUGUGUCUUGUGUCUGAUGUGGUGGUACCAGUGGCGUGAUGUCCACUCCUGCCCGAGGCAGCCCUGCCUCCAUUCGCAGCAUGUCCAGGGUGAACAAACCAGCUGGGGAUAAUGACGGAUGGGCAAGCAGCGUCCUGCACACAGACAGGUGGACGGAUGAGCCGGGAAGGAUCUGACCUCCCUUCGUCAUGCACCCACCUGGCGAGCACCGGCGCUAGGUCAGGUGUGGUGACGAUCUCCACGCCGUCCUCGCCAGUAAUGCCCGCCCGCAUCAGCACCGCAUCGCCACUCUUCCCCCCAUCCCAUGACCACUGCAGACUGGCCGCCUGGAAGUACUUCAGCGACAGCAGCUGAGAAGGCGAUAUCUCCUCGCCGUUGUGGUCGAAUGCUCGGGCGAAGACAGGAACAGGGAAGGAGAGAGAUGGCGGGGGUGGGAGAGGGGCGCCUUGCUGGUGGUCUGUGCCUUGCGGGGCGUCUGGUGUUGUUUGCAUGGCCGUGAGGCAGUCGGUGAGGACGUUCACCGCCUUUGGACCCUGCAGCGCGAGAUUCGCCGUGUAGACGGACGGCUGGAUGUUCACAUCAAGACCAGACUGCCUGCACACACACACACACACACACAUCCAUCCAUCCACUGGACAUCUCGCAUGACGUAUCCAUCGCCGCGCAUGCACCUGCAGUAGACAAUGUACUGCGACAGGUAGUCGAAGAGGCUCUUGCGGUUGUGGCCCGAACACGUCAUGAGGAUGUCAUCCACCCUCUUGCACACAAAGGCGUCGUCAAGGAUGUACCCCUUGCUGUCGACCACACACGCAUACUGCACAUUGCCCAGCUGCACACACACACACACACUCUCAUAGAGAGGGCAUCAAUGUACCCAGCGUGACUGUCUCUUCGCGUGUGUGUCGCGUGCCUUCAUUUUUUGCAGAGAGCAGGUGAGAAAGUGGUCGGCAGCGAGGUAGCGGUCCUUGCCGCUGAUGUGGUAAGCGGCACGGUAGGACGUGUCGAUCAGCACCGCACCGCUGCGGGCGGCCGCAUGACCCGACACAGCACCCCUGCAUAGACACCACACACCACACAAUCGAUGGGCUAUCCAUCUCCGCUUGUGCCUCUGUGUGUGGCUCGCUCACUCAGGAUAUGUGCUGGGCACCAUGCAGUCGUGAAAGCGCACGAACUCGGCCCCGUAGGUGGCCCACACGUCGCCAAGGGAUGUGGUGCGAUCCUCACGGUGCUCCUGGAACGCCCCCUUGGUGCCCUUCUUUCCACCCCUGCCCUUCUGCCGCCCUUUGCUCUGUCGCUCCUGAUCCGCCUUCUCUGCGUGCCGCCGCUCCCACGGGGCCAUGUCGUCCUCUUUCAUGUCCUCGAAUGAGCGGAUGCCGCUGGCCUGCUUCCGCCUGAGCAGCCGGCGGAUCCUCUCCUCCUUGAGAUCGGACAUGCCGUCGUCAGCGAAGCCCGGGAACAUCUCAUCGUCGGGCACCUCGUGCCACGAUUGGGAUGUAGAGGAUUGUGCGUCCUCUCCCGGCUCUUCUUCUUUCCUUUUUGCAUAGUCCGUCGCCCCCCACGACUCGACUAUGACACCGAUGGGGCUGCCGUGGUCAUCCACCACUUCUCCGUGGGGCGUGCGGUCCGCAAGAAAAUCGGCCUCGUCGUCUACUCGACGUGGCGGUGGCGGGGCAGCCUGUGGCUGCUCGUCAGGCUGGGGUUGAUCCACAGUCCGCCGUACUGGCUUCUGCCGGCCGUCUUGCUCGUGGUGGGUCUGCUGCAGUGAGGCCACCUGGACGUGUGGGUAUCUGUCGAUGAGGUUGUUGAGGUGCGGCUUGUCGCUCCACCUGCGGCCUCCCUGCUUCGUCCGCCUUUGCUGCUGCUGCUGCUGUUGGGUCUCUCUGCGCUGCUGCAUUAUCUCCUGCCUGUGCCGCUCGGCGCGCGCAAUGAACUCGGGAAGCGGGUCACUGCCAGAUGGCUGAAGACGCCACACACCGCAAGACAUACAGAGAUGGUGUUGGUGUUGGUGUGGCUUUAACCUCACCGGCGAGGAUGAUGGCCGUCGAGGGCCGUCAGUGUCGGCGACCCGGUUGUGUUGGUAGUCCAUGAUGCCCUUGACAUGCUCCCGCACAAAGUCUCCCGCAGUCGGCACGUACUGCUCGAAGUCUGCGCGCGCCUCCACGGUCCGCUGCAGCACCGAAUGCAGCGGCUCCCCCUCCCCAUCAGCAUCGCUCUCGCCUUUCCUCACGGCCUCUAGAAGCGUCGCAUCAAUGCGCUCGUACGCAUCAGCCACAAACUGCUGGUGGGCCUCGUUGGGUCCGUCGAGCUUCAUAGGUCCGCUGAGAGGGUCGGCCAUGCAGCCGCCGCGGGAGCCUCGUCGUGGCAGCCGCUUUGGCAGCUCUGACGGGGCGUGGGGGAACUUUUUGCUCAUGAACGACUCGCGCUUGCGGCUGAGCUCACGGCUGGCCGGGAAGCUGUGAUGGACGCGGGACAGCGUCACGAAAGGGCGAGAUGACUGAGCAGGGACAGACAAACAGAUGCAUAAUUCAUUCAUCCGUGUGUCAGCGUGUGAUGUGCAGUGGGUUUCUUACGUGUUGUGUGCGAGGUCUGAAGCGCCUGACUGCCCUCCAGCUGGACAGACAAUGUGCCAUGAAGCAAUACGGUGAUGAUCAAAGAUCCAUCGAUCUGAUCAAAGAUCGGGGAAUGUG
This is a messenger RNA of Vitrella brassicaformis, 4081 nucleotides long. NCBI's taxonomy places the organism in Eukaryota, Vitrellaceae. The record is from the annotation of a GenBank genome assembly.